Messenger RNA from Corythoichthys intestinalis (scribbled pipefish), 3782 nucleotides. RefSeq names its product Fli-1 proto-oncogene, ETS transcription factor (gene fli1). Lineage: Eukaryota; Metazoa; Chordata; Actinopteri; Syngnathiformes; Syngnathidae. Gene Ontology annotation, molecular function: DNA-binding transcription factor activity, RNA polymerase II-specific; sequence-specific DNA binding. Gene Ontology annotation, cellular component: nucleus. The record is from RefSeq and is a predicted model, not a curated record. The transcript is spliced from 10 exons. The coding region runs from base 305 to 1678 and encodes 457 amino acids. Gene Ontology annotation, biological process: cell differentiation; regulation of transcription by RNA polymerase II.
UGUAGAGAAGGGGAGGUUUUUCUCUCGCUGCUCAUUGGCCGCAGCGCUCUUUCUCAUCUCGGAAACAUUUCCAUUCAUACAAACGCUGCUCCACUCAUUGAACAAAAUAACUCACAAAAACAACGGACUACUUCGCGAGGACAGGACAUAAUUAUUUAAAAGUGUGUAAACGAGGUGGAGCAGCGGGAGGAGGAGGAGGAGGAGUGACACCUCCCUCACCGGUGCACAUAAAGGCAAUAAGAACAGGGUCCAUUGGUGGACGCGCAGCAGCGGAGGUGGGGUUUUCCUUGUCAGAUAUACAACUAUGUUCCAAACUGUCCCUGACACAUCAUCCUACGUCAAGGAGGCACUGUCAGUGGUGAGUGAAGACCAGUCCUUAUUUGAGCCAGCGUACGCUGCCGCUGCCCCUCUCCCCAAGACAGACAUGACUGCAUCUGGCGCGCAGGACUACGGCCAGACUCACAAAAUCAACCCGUUACCCCCACAGCAGGAGUGGAUCAACCAACCAGUACGGGUCAACGUCAAGCGAGAAUAUGACCAUAUGAAUGGAUCGAGGGAGUCUCCAGUGGACUGCAGCGUGGGUAAAUGCAAUAAGCUAGUGGGGAGUAACGACACAUCUCAGAUCAACUAUGGAAAUUACAUGGACGAAAAGAACGCCCCUCCCCCCAACAUGACUACCAAUGAACGAAGAGUCAUUGUACCAGCUGAUCCUUCAUUGUGGUCACAGGACCACGUGCGUCAGUGGCUUGAGUGGGCCAUCAAGGAGUACGGCCUGUUGGAGAUCGACACGUCCAUGUUUCAAAACACGGAUGGAAAAGAGUUGUGCAAAAUGAGCAAGGACGACUUCCUCCGGCUCACCACCAUGUACAACGCAGAAGUUCUCCUCUCUCAUCUCAAUUACCUCAGGGAAAGUAGCUCAUCAUUAUCCUACAAUACACCAUCUCACACAGACCCAUCCCCACGUCUGGCUACCAAAGAAGACCCUACAUAUGAUGCUGUACGGCGGACGGGAUGGUCAAACAACAUGCAUAGUGCCAAAGUAUCACCAGUUGUUACUCAGAAUGUGACCAAGACUCCCGAGCAGCCCAGAGCUCAACCAGAUCCUUACCAGAUACUUGGUCCUACCAGUAGUCGUCUGGCCAAUCCCGGUUCAGGACAGAUCCAACUUUGGCAGUUCCUUUUGGAGCUCCUGUCCGACAGUGCCAAUGCUGGCUGCAUCACCUGGGAGGGAACCAACGGCGAGUUUAAAAUGACGGACCCGGACGAGGUGGCGCGACGAUGGGGCGAGCGCAAGAGCAAGCCCAACAUGAAUUAUGACAAACUGAGCCGUGCGCUGCGCUAUUACUAUGACAAAAACAUCAUGACAAAGGUGCACGGCAAACGUUAUGCCUAUAAAUUCGACUUCCAUGGCAUUGCCCAGGCGCUUCAGCCACAUCCCACUGAGUCCUCAAUGUACAAAUAUCCUUCGGACCUAGCCUAUGUGCCUUCUUAUCACAGCCACCAGCAGAAAGUCAACUUCGUUUCCCCUCACCCUCCGUCCAUGCCAGUUACCUCCUCCAACUUUUUCGGACCAACUGCUCCAUACUGGAGCUCACCCACUGCUGGUAUUUACCCCAGUCCGAACGUCCCUCGCCACCCGAGCACCCAUGUGCCUUCCCAUCUGGGCAGUUACUAUUAACCACCUCUAUCUAAUCAUCCACUAGCCAAGCCCACAAUUGCUGACCUGCACUCCCAAUGACGCUAUACCUGAAUGAAGGCAAGAAGAGGUAUGAUAAAAUUGGAGAUGAUUUUAUAUUUGUUAAGAUUUUUUUAAAUAACUGGAUGGUCUGAUCCAAAUGGAAUACUACUUACUUUUACAAGACUUGAUAUUUUGGACAGUGCCUUUAUCUUCCACAUCCUCCUGAAAGCUGCGCCCCGUUUCUCUUCAAAACCUUUGCCAAGCCAAAGUCUGAGGACAGAAGAGCAAUCAUGUCUGCCUCCUCAGCCCAGACAUGGCCCUUUAUUUACGGGUCUCAAUCUUCAUCCUCCUGAGUACAUUGCAGCCAUUAUGCUUGAAAGCAUCUGCUCUUUCCACCAUCUACAACCUUGUCGGGGUUUGUUAUUCCCACCACAUCGAGGCCUUCAUCUUUUUUCCCACUGCCUCUACUCGUCCAUCUGUAUCAUUUUAUGUGUGUAGAGAGUCUUCUGGAAUUUGAAGAAGAAGGAGCCCCCUCUCUCCACACACACAUACACAAGAUGCAGACAUUUCACAGCACUGAAUGAAAGUUGGCAACUGGAAUAUGCCAUUCACAAUUUAAUUUAUCUUUCAAACUGGAAGGCGAGAGGGGAGUUCAAUAGCAGAGAAGGAAGUGCUGUAUGUCUGGUGAACUGUCAGUUGUAGUUUAAAAGCUUUCUGUGUUGCGUGUGGAGUUAAUGAUGGGUGAUAUGUACAGCUCCGUUGUGCUUUGGAAGAUGAGUCGAGGCGUAAUUGAAGCAAUUUGGCAACAAGUCUACCCAGACCGACGCACCCGGCUAUGAAAAGUUUACCGCGUUGUCGCCUCAAAGCCAUGUUUUCUCUCGACCGUAUCAGUAUUAAUGUGAAUGUUGUCCAGUUUGUCUUAAAAGAGGAUGCAAAAUCAAUGAUUGUCAGGUAAGGUUAUUUUGUUAAAAAGGACCAAAGUUGUUUUUGAUGUUUGUGUUUAUUCUCAACUUUAAAAAGCCAUUUUCUGCAUUAAUUAUGGAGAGACAGUCUAACAAGACUGUAAAUAUAGAAUAAGUCCAUUACAAUGAAGAGAAUGCCUCCAAUUUGCUUUGUGAUGAAAACUGAAUGAAACCCCAACAGUGUUAGUGUCAUUGCUUAACUGCUGUUCUGCCCAAUCUUCAUUAGACUCGAAAUAUUCCCUGAUGAAAAAUCUGUCAAUUUUUUAUUUGUUUAAUGACUGCCACUGUGUCUCAUCUCCUUUUCGGGCGAGUCAGGAUCAUGUAGGUCACACUGAGAAGUGGCUUUCUCAAUUUGUUGUGUUAGUCAACGUUAUCAAGUUGCAUAUUACCAGGGCUGGAUCCUAGUUUGAGAGCAGCAUGUAAGCUUGAAUGUUAGUAUCUCACUGAUCUAAAGGCCUGAUAAACAUGCACAUGGAUUUCCUCCUCGUAUAAUCGCAUCAUAUCAUAAUCUUUCUUCAGGUGUUCUUCAUGACCAGUAAGUGAAGUGGAUACUUCAAAAUAAAUGACUUUUGAAUAAGUUUAAUGGAGAACAAAACCGAUUUAAAAUAUGAUGAGGUGAAACAAAGAAUUCCUCAGAUUCGCAAACGCUGUGCGUUUGUCAGACCUACGUUUUAUUAUUUUAUAUGCAUCAGUCCACAAGGCAUUAAAGCAACUUACUGUAUAAAUUAUGCAGAGUUAUUUUCAUAUGUAAGUCAGUAUUAAAAAGAGACAAGAUAAUUAAUACGAGUUGACCUCGGUCAAAAAAUGCAAACCUUUGAAGUCCAUUUCUGCUCAGUAGUUUGUUCAGCAUUUUAAGUGUUUUUAUAUUUGUAAAUUUGGGCACCACAUUUUUUAGCAUUUUUUGUUUGUUUGUUUGUUUCAUUCUUAUUGUUUUUAUUUUUAAGAGCGUGUGUAACAUCCUAAGUGCCUUUUUGUGCACAAGCAUUUUUUUAAACAAUUCUCCAAAAGGUGACUGCUUCAAUCAAUAACAAUAGACCAUUUGACUCUGUAUGUGACAUUUGUCAGGAUAGGUUUUCAUGUAGUCCUCAAAAUGUUUGAAAUAAAGAUAUUGUAUGUAAAUUAAUAAAACUAGCAUGAGCAUC